This is a messenger RNA of Sinocyclocheilus rhinocerous, 824 nucleotides long. RefSeq names its product CMP-N-acetylneuraminate-beta-galactosamide-alpha-2,3-sialyltransferase 2-like. Lineage: Eukaryota; Metazoa; Chordata; Actinopteri; Cypriniformes; Cyprinidae. Gene Ontology annotation, cellular component: membrane. Gene Ontology annotation, biological process: sialylation. The record is from RefSeq and is a predicted model, not a curated record. Gene Ontology annotation, molecular function: beta-galactoside (CMP) alpha-2,3-sialyltransferase activity. The transcript has 6 exons. The coding region runs from base 1 to 819 and encodes 272 amino acids.
AUGGGCUUUAUGGACGAUGACUGGUUCAUUUACCGAUACGAUCCCAGCAUUCCACCUCUGCUGAACAGAAAAAACAGUGAGUUACGUCGAGACACCUACAGAUGGUGGAGGGGUCUACAACCAUCAAUGUUCAGAGUCAACUACACGAAGGUGGUGGAUCAGAUGUUUUCUCUCUUCCCUGACGAAGAUCACUACUCAGACGCCGGUCCAGAUCGCUGCAGAACCUGUGCUGUGGUGGGAAACUCUGCAAACCUUCUGGGAUCCCAUUAUGGGUCUCUCAUAGAUUUCCAUGAUGUUGUGAUCAGGAUAAAUAAAGGCCCGACAAAAGGUUACGAGAGGGAUGUGGGCUCUAAGACGACUCACCGGAUUCUGUAUCCCGAAAGCGCCAUGGACUUAGACAACUCCACCCAUCUGGUGCUUUUUCCCUUUAAGAUUCGCGACAUGCAAUGGCUUAUAAGUACCUUCACCACAAGACACAUCACACGCACCUACACACGAGUCAAACCUUCAAUCAAAGCAGAUGAGAACAAAGUGAUGGUCCUCCACCCUGCUUUCAUAAAAUACGUCUAUGAGAAAUGGCUUCUGAAACAUGGCAGAUAUCCAUCUACUGGCUUCAUUACAAUAAUAUUUGCCUUGCAUAUCUGUGAUCAGGUGAAUGUCUUUGGGUUUGGGGCUUCAAGUACUGGAACCUGGCAUCAUUACUUUGACAGAACUCGCACUCACUUUAAAGGCGGCCCUCAUGGUGGAGACUUUGAAAACAAAACAAUGCAUCAACUUCAGCAGAGAAACAAGAUUUCAGUAUAUAAAGGGUAUAGAUAAAAAAG